UGCCUAUCUUGAAGCAAAUAUAUCGCCCACUCCAUCUGUGUUCAAUAAAAUGAAUGGACGCGGGGAAAAAUGUCUGAAAUUAGCUCUGGCAAAGAAAAGCCCUGGCAUAGGCCUAGAGCAAGUUUCCAACGAUGCUGACACAGGAUCUGUACACGAAAGAGCCAGUGACUCUUUGCAGAGGCAGAGUACAAACAUGGAAGAGGACUCUCAUACCUCUUUGGAGGGAGAACCAUCUGCUUCUAAAGCCCGUCUAAACUUAGUUUCUAAUGAACAUUUUACCACUUCUGAUUUGGACGGGAGCUACUACGAUAAUUCUAAUGUUCAAUUGCCUAAGGACACGACGUGCGAUGAUGAAUCAAACAGUUCUUCCUCAGAAUCAAGCAGCUCUUCCUCAGAAUCAAGCAGCUCUUCCUCAGAAUCAAGCAGUUCCUCCUCUGCUUUAGUGGAUUCAGACGAUUCUGUUGAAGACAAAGAUUAUGUUCCCGAGUCACAAUUAUUGGGUACUACAGAAAAAGACCAGAGUAAUGACAGUGAUGAAUACUCAGGAGAUCAGUGUGGUAAUGAAGGCAUCCUCAAUAGUCCAGUGAAGAAAAAAGGUUUUAAAAGAAAGAGAAACCCACAAACAUGGUACAGAAAUGCACCGAAAAAGCUUAGAAAUGAAGGAAAAGCUUACAAGAUGGCGUCAAAGUAUCACCGGGAGAAACCUGCAAGAACAAUGAAGCCUCCUUGCACUGAAAAAUGUAGGCUUAAGUGCUUUUCAACCUUUUCAAAUGAAGAGAGAGAAAGAAUUUUUAAUGAUUAUUGGCAAUUAGGGUCUUUAGAGAAGCAACGAUUAUUCAUAUUAAAUUGCAUGGAACAAAUCCAGCCAUCUUACAGAUACAUUCGUGUUGGUGGAAACCGACCUCCAAGGAAGCUGAAUAAUGCUUUUUCCUUCAAUGUUGAUGGUGAAAAAAAGAGAGUUUGCAAAGUAUUUUUCAAAAAUACUUUAGAUAUCAACGACAGGCCUAUUCGCACAGUACAAGAGAAAAGGGCAAAAGUGGUAGGAGUCCUUAUGGAGCCUGAAAAAAGAGGACAGCACACCAAGACUAAAGGUCUUGACCAAUCUACUGUGGACAAAGUAUGCAGAACACAUCGAUUCAAUCCCAAGAAUAGAAAGCCACUACAUGAGAGCCAAUACAUCGAGACAAUUCAUAGAUGGCAGUAAAAC
This is a messenger RNA of Eriocheir sinensis (Chinese mitten crab), 1207 nucleotides long. RefSeq names its product vitellogenin-1-like. The transcript is spliced from 3 exons. Bases 50 to 1204 code for a protein of 384 amino acids. Lineage: Eukaryota; Metazoa; Arthropoda; Malacostraca; Decapoda; Varunidae. The record is from RefSeq and is a predicted model, not a curated record.